Xyrauchen texanus (razorback sucker) is the source of this 4496-nucleotide messenger RNA. Its product is annotated as kinesin light chain 2-like. Gene Ontology annotation, biological process: microtubule-based movement. Gene Ontology annotation, cellular component: cytoplasm; kinesin complex; membrane-bounded organelle. NCBI's taxonomy places the organism in Eukaryota, Metazoa, Chordata, Actinopteri, Cypriniformes, Catostomidae. The transcript is spliced from 15 exons. The record is from RefSeq and is a predicted model, not a curated record. Bases 377 to 2290 code for a protein of 637 amino acids. Gene Ontology annotation, molecular function: kinesin binding.
UAGGACACACAAACCCAUACAUCAGCCAUUUUCAAUUUGCCGUGGUCAUUCUCUUUCACUUCAACACAAAGAUCCCCCAACUGUCCUGCUGAAAGACACCAAAAGGAUGGACGAAGCGAAAGCGGGCCAUCGCGCACACGGGCGUUUGUUUCGUUAAGCGCGUCAAAAACGCACCAGACGCGCAUCAUCCGAUGUGUCUCCGGGUUUACAUCUGAUUCACCUUUGGGGAAAUUAUUAUAUUGGUCGAAAUCGAUUUUUGGACGUGUCCCAAAUCAUAACAGUAGGCUACAAUCACAUUCUGCACGCGUGAAGUAAAUCAAACCCCAAAACCGGAAUCUACUGACUAAAAAAAAGUAAGUGCUGUGUCCUGCGGGUGAUGUCCACCAUGGUGUACCCGCGAGAGGAGACCCUGGAGCGGCUAACACAGGAUGAGAUUGUGCUGAACACUAAAGCAGUGAUGCAGGGUUUGGAGACGCUGCGCGGGGAGCACACCCAGCUCCUCAACUCCAUACUGGACUGCACCCAACCACCCAUUGCCCAGGAGAAAUCAACCCUGCUCCGCAAGAGCAUGGAAGACAUUGAGCUGGGACUGGGAGAGGCACAGGUGAUCAUCGCUCUGUCUGGUCAUCUGAGCUCUGUGGAGUCUGAAAAACAGAAGUUGCGUGCACAGGUUCGACGACUCUGUCAAGAGAACCAGUGGCUGCGGGACGAGUUGGCCAGCACGCAGCACAAGCUGCAGAAGAGUGAGCAGAGCGUCGCACAGCUAGAGGAGGAAAAGAAACAUCUGGAGUUCAUGAAUCAGAUCCGCAAGCUAGAUGAGGACACCUCCCCCUCGGAGGAGAAACAUGGAGAGAAGAAGGACAAUCUCGACGAUCUGUUUCCGAAUGAUGAUGACCAGGUGCCAGCUCGGCCCAGCGGUGAAGUGGCAGCACAGCAGGGAGGGUACGAGAUCCCAGCACGCCUCCGAACUCUCCACAACCUGGUGAUCCAGUAUGCCUCUCAGGGCCGGUAUGAGGUGGCUGUGCCUCUCUGCAAACAGGCCCUGGAAGACCUGGAGAAAACUUCCGGACAUGACCAUCCAGAUGUGGCCACCAUGCUCAAUAUCCUCGCCUUGGUGUACAGGGAUCAGAAUAAAUAUAAAGAGGCAGCUCACCUAUUGAAUGACGCUCUGGCCAUCAGAGAGAAGACUCUAGGUAAAGAUCAUCCUGCCGUGGCGGCCACGCUCAAUAACCUUGCUGUGCUGUACGGCAAACGCGGUAAACACAAGGAGGCGGAGCCGCUGUGCAAGCGAGCGCUGGAGAUUAGAGAGAAGGUCUUGGGUAAAUUCCACCCUGAUGUGGCGAAGCAGCUGAAUAAUCUGGCUCUGUUGUGCCAGAAUCAGGGAAAGUAUGAGGAAGUGGAAUAUUAUUACCGCAGGGCCCUCGAGAUUUAUGAGAACAAACUGGGUGCUGAUGACCCCAAUGUGGCCAAGACAAAAACAACCUGGUCCAGGCCAAGAUACCGAAAGGCAGGCAGAGAUAUGAGCGGAGUCUGUGGGGUCGUCAGGCUGGCACGACAGGCAACGUGUUAUCUGAAACAGGGCAAGUUCAAAGACGCGGAAACGCUUUACAAGGAGAUUCUGACCCAUGCACAUGAGAAGGAGUUUGGAUCAGUCAACAAUGACAACAAGCCAAUAUGGAUGCAUGCAGAGGAAAGAGAAGAAAGCAAGGGCAGGAGGAAGGACUCGGUCCCUUACGGAGAGUAUGGCAGCUGGUACAAAGCCUGCAAAGUGGACAGCCCCACUGUUAAUACCACAUUGAAGAGCCUAGGAGGGCUGUACCGCAGACAGGGCAAACUAGAGGCAGCGGAAACACUUGAGGAGUGUGCAUCUAAGACUCGCAAACAGGGUAUUGAUGCGAUUAAUCAGAGUAAGGUGGUGGAGUUGCUGAAGGAAGGAGGUGACAGACGUCAGAGCAGGGACGGGGUAAACGGUCCCGGAGGCCCCCGAGGGGACUGUGAUGGUGAUGAGGCUGAGUGGAGCGGGGAUGGGAACGGCAGCCUGCGCAGGAGCGGCUCGUUUGGGAAGAUUCGUGAAGCCCUGCGGCGCAGCAGUGAGAUGCUGGUGAAGAAACUGCAGGGCAGUGGCCCUCAGGAGCCACGUAACCCCGGGAUGAAGAGGGCCAGCUCCUUAAAUUUCCUCAACAAGAAUGCAGAAGAAAUAUCACAGGAAUCUAACAGCGGUUUGUCAGAAUCCAGAGGACUGAGCUCCAGUAACGUGGACCUGACCAGACGCAGCUCUCUGGUCAGUUAGAAAAUGACUUCUGGACAUGGCAGUGCCAAACAGAGAGGCUGUUUGCUAUCUACUUGAAAUAAAAUACAAUUAAAUUAUCCUUAUUCAUCAUUCUCAUUAGAAAAAGAUAUUCAAAUUAAAAACAUGUCUUUCGUUGUACAUUGCCUGUGUAGUCUGAACUAGGCCUGUUUGCUUUACAUUAGCGACACUCAUUAAAGGUCACAGUAAAAAUGCUAAUUAAAAAGAUAAACGCUAAAACAGCAUGAUGACGUCUGCCAAACCAUAUACAGAUGAUCUGCUCUAGAGUUAUCUAGUGGUGAAAUUGCAUCAUAAUGGCAAGAGUGGCUCUGCAUACUUCGAUCAAGUUAUAUACUGUCUGUACAAAGCAUACAUUUUCUCUAGGUUUGCCAUUUAGAAAAUGAAAAGUUCAAAACAUUGCAUAAAGUAGAUGCAUAGACACCAUGAAUGCUAACUGCUUCCACAAAAAGACCUCACAGAGUCGGAAUGGUGCGACAAUGUUUAUAGUAAACACACUUGAGUUACAAAAAAAAUGAAAUGUACGUCUGGAUUUUUAGAAGCUUGAAGAACACCUUCUGUGUUGUAUGUAUAUACUGGUUUAAAUUAUUUAAAAGUCUUUUGUUUGCAAAAUUAGUGCACAAGGAUUUUGUUUACACUUUGGAGUGACUAGAAAUGAUCUGAACGGUAAAUUGAAGGAUUUUGCUUUAUGAUCUAAAUUCUGUUUUAAGGCAGAGCGCUAUUUAUUGAGAGUUGUGAUUCUGUGACUCUUGAAUCAACGUUCAGCUUCAUGCAGAUCUUUGGCAAAUGUGCGUUCAUCUUAUACGUCUGAAUUCGCUUUACUGGAAGUGAACCAACACAAAGUCCUGAUGAGGGGUAAAAAAUUGAUGCUUCAUUGGUGGAAAAAAACGCUAUAAAAAUAUAGCACUGGAAUAUUUCAUCAAUUUAAAAUGUAGCAUGUUUUUUAAAUGUGCACGCAACCACCAGGAUGUCAUGAACAUCGUAUUAAAACUUUGUCUCAAAAAGCCAGAUCUUCCAGUUGUUGUUUUAAUAUUUAAUCAGUUUCAUGUAAAUUCACUCUUAAAUAUCCGUGAAAUGUGCAAAUUUUGUGUAGAGCUCAUAGCGAUCAGUAAUAACAAAUGUUUUAGUCUACUACAUGCUUAUACAUCUAAUCAAAAUGUUCCUUAUUGAGAUCUUUCUCUUAUUUUCACGAUGAUUUAUAUAUGUAUUUGAUAUUGGGUUUAUUUGAAUGUUUCUGUGUUCAAUCAUUUCUUUCUGUACUCGUGAAUGUCAUUAUCUUUUGCUUCCAGCCAUACAAAUUGGUGAAUCUCACAAAGUAAUUUCAGGGUCAUAUUUUACCCUAUAAAUUGCAAAAAGCCUAUUUUUAGGAUAAUUGUAAUUAAAUUGUCUGAUCUUAAAACUCUCAAAGAUUCAGUUGUCAGAAGCCUAAUGUCCUAGAUAAAGGCAACAUUUUCUUUAUGCAAAAUAUAGUUUAUUUCUUUUGAUUUUGGGGGGUGAGAUUCAUCCAAACAGAAUGUACCGCAAAGAGAUACUGAAUUUUUUAAUGCUGUUUAAUGUUUUGCUAAACAUAAAUGAAGGAUCUAGAAUGUUCUUGAGUGAAAUUAGAAAAAAUUAUGUAAUCAAAAGUAAAAUAUCAGGAGAAUGAAUGUUGAAAUAGCAGUCACAACAAGGCAUUGUUAGAGAGAGAAAUACAAAUAUCACUACUGAAUGUAAGAUAUUGUUUUCUCACAAUUGUGAGUCGUAACCACAAAAAUUCACGUGUGUGAACUCCCACUUGUGUAGUUUCAAACAAUUCUGAUAAAUGAUGUGUUUACACUAAAAAUGAAUGUGAACCCACUUUUGGCUUUGUCCUGUCUGUCAUUAAAGCCUACUAUGUGUGAUUUCUCUCUUGCCACAUAAUGUUUAUAAAUGUUUGUCUCGCUUGUAAGAUUGUGUUGCAGGUACCAGAGUUGCUCUUGUGCACUGAUCUUGAAACAGCACCCCUUUUCUUAGCAUUAUAGUAAAAUACCCAUUGCGCUUCACUCAGAUCAGUUGUAAAGGGUCACUUCUACCAGCCCUGUAGAAUGUAGCCAUGCUAGUACUCUAGGUUUCAGUCUGUCGUACUUCUUCCAAGAUGGAUUUCACUUGUGAAGGGGCCAACCUCAUGUACGCUUUAAUUAAAGUUUCGAAAUAAAUGAAUUCUGCUUUUCAA